UUUUCUGUAAUGCCGUUUGCUUUACCUGAGAAAAAUGAAACCUAAACCCGCAUUUUUUUGUCCAAGUGUUGUAAGUGGCAAUUGGGUAAUUCUUAUACGUCCACUUUCCGUCUUCCUGCGAUUGUGAUUCUCUGAUUCGCUUCGCAAUUAAUCCUCCAUUGUUUGUAUCCAAAUUUUGUAUCUUUUUUUUUCUCAAAUUGUUCUUAGGCAUUUUGGUUUCCUGGAAAGUUGAGAGAUUGAAACUGCCCAUUUCAAUGCUGCCGUUUAAAUUUGCUAUCUCCGGAAGUUGGAAAUUUGUUUGUAAUGGCGUCAAGACAAGUACCAAAGCCAAGAAAAUCUGGGUCUAGCAAGUUAAAGGCUGAUGGUUCCCCUGCAUCUUCAACAACCUCGACAUCUGUGGAUAGCCAUAUCUCCCCUACUUCUUCAUCUGCUCGAAGCAAGCCUCUGUUACACCAUACGCAUCCUCCUGCUUCGCAGUCCAAAGAAAACGUCACAGUGACUGUUCGUUUCCGUCCACUCAGUCCAAGGGAAAUCCGCCGAGGGGAGGAGAUUGCGUGGUAUGCAGACGGGGAAACUAUUGUGCGGAAUGAGAAUAAUCAGUCAAUAGCUUACGCCUAUGACCGUGUUUUUGGGCCUACAACAACAACACGCCAAGUCUAUGAUGUUGCUGCUCAACAUGUCGUUAAUGGUGCUAUGGAAGGGACAAAUGGAAAUGUAGUGACUUUGAGUGUUCAUCCAACCACAGGGACCAUUUUUGCAUACGGAGUGACAAGCAGUGGAAAAACUCACACUAUGCAUGGGGACCAAAGAUCUCCUGGAAUCAUACCAUUAGCCGUGAAAGAUGCUUUCAGCAUUAUACAAGAGACACCAAGGCGAGAAUUUCUCCUACGUGUUUCCUACUUGGAAAUUUAUAAUGAGGUUGUCAAUGAUUUACUGAACCCGGUAGGACAAAAUUUGAGGAUCAGAGAAGAUGAGCAGGGAACCUUUAUUGAAGGGAUUAAAGAAGAAGUUGUGCUAUCCCCUGCUCAUGCACUUUCUCUUAUAGCAGCUGGAGAAGAGCAUCGACAUAUUGGAUCCACAAGUUUUAAUUUGCUCAGCAGCCGGAGUCAUACAAUGUUUACCCUGACCAUAGAGAGUAGUCCCUUGGGUGAAAUUAAUGGAGGUGAAGCUGUACACCUCUCGCAGCUGAACCUCAUUGACCUGGCAGGUUCCGAGAGCUCAAAGGCUGAAACCACUGGUCUAAGGCGAAAGGAAGGGUCUUAUAUAAAUAAAAGUUUGCUGACUUUAGGGACUGUAAUAUCGAAGCUUACAGAUAGGAAGGCUAGUCACGUACCAUAUAGGGACUCUAAAUUAACCAGGCUGCUUCAGUCCUCAUUAAGUGGUCAUGGACGUGUAUCUCUCAUAUGUACAGUGACUCCUGCAUCAAGCAGCUCCGAAGAAACACACAACACUUUGAAAUUUGCCCAUCGCGCAAAGCAUAUCGAGAUUCGAGCCGCACAGAACAAGAUAAUUGACGAGAAAUCAUUAAUCAAGAAGUACCAACACGAGAUUCGCCAACUCAAGGAAGAGUUGGAAGAGCUUAAACAAGGAAUUAAGCCAGUUUCCCAGUUAAAGGAUAUUAGUGAAGAUAAUAUUGUUCUCCUGAAGCAGAAACUAGAGGAAGAGGAAGAUGCUAAAGCAGCUCUCUUGAGUCGAAUCCAACGCCUGACAAAAUUAAUUCUCGUGUCUACUAAAACCCCACAAAAAUCGCGGUUUUCAUAUCGUGUUGACCUUCGGAGAAGACACUCAUUUGGAGAAGAGGAGCUUGCUUACCUACCAUACAAGAGGCGGGACUUGAUGGAUGAUGAGAACCUUGAAUUCUAUGUUUCUCGUGAAGGCAGUCCUGAGAUUAUAGAUGAUGCGUUCAGAGAAGAAAAGAAAACCAGGAAACAUGGACUGCUGAAUUGGUUGAAACUUAAGAAAAAAGACAACAGUUUAGGGGGAUCAAGCAACAGCGACAAGGCGAGUGCGGUCAAGUCAAAUAGCACACCGUCAACUCCUGAAGGGGGAGGCAGUAAUAUUCAUACAGAAUCUAGACUUUCAGAAGGAUCACCAUUGGCGGAUCAAAACUUAGAGCCUAGGGAAGACAAAGAAGCUCACGGAAGCAGUUUUCAUGAGUUAGAGACACCUGAGACUAGAAGAAAAAUGAUUGAUCAGAUGGAAAUACUGAGGGAACAGCAAAAGAUUUUGUCUGAGGAGAUGGCGCUACAAUCAAGGUCUUUCAAACUGUUGUCAGAAGAGGCUGCCAAAGCCCCUCAAAAUGAAGAAAUUAAAGCAGAGAUUAUAAACCUCGAUGGCGACAUCAAGUCGAAGAACGACCAGAUUGCUAAGUUGGGGAAACAAAUUCUGGAUUUUGUAAUAGCAUCACAUGAUGCAUUGGAUAAGUCCGAUAUCGUGCAGGUGGAUUAUCCAGUUCAGGCUGUUUCUGAAAUGAGGACUCAACUAAAUGAGAAAUGUUUUGAACUCGAGGUUAAAGCUGCAGAAAAUCGAAUCAUUCAGGAACAACUCAACCAAAAGACAUGUGUAUGUGAAUCAUUGCAAGAAGAGGUUGCAAACCUAAAGCAGCAGCUUUCUGACGCCCUGGAACUGGGGGAUAUCACAAGCCACAUGCAACAAUCUUUUGAGACCCCAAACAAAAAUGACGAAAAAGUCAUACAAGCACAGGCAUUUGAGAUCGAGGAGCUUAAACUGAAAGCUGCAGAACUAAGUGAACUGAAGGAAGAACUAGAACUCCGGAGCCAGAAACUCGCUGAAGAGAGUUCAUAUGCGAAAGGGCUUGCUUCAGCGGCUGCUGUUGAGCUCAAGGCAUUGUCUGAGGAAGUAACAAGACUCAUGACUCACAAUGGGAGGCUAGCAGCUGAUCUGGCAGCAGCAGCGCAUAAGAGCUCCGUUACACCGCGAGGCAAGUCAGGAAACCUGAGGAAUGGAAGGAGAGAGAGUCUUGUAAAGAGGAAAGAGCAAGACAGCUCGCUGAUGGAACUGAGUAUGAGGAAGGAACGUGAAGCAUCGUUUGAAGCUGCUCUUGUUGAGAAAGUAGAAAGAGAAGCGGAGCUACAGAGAAGAGUAGAAGAGUCGAAACAAAGAGAAGCGUAUCUAGAGAACGAACUUGCUAAUAUGUGGGUUCUUGUUGCUAAGUUGAGAAAAUCCCAAGGAGAUAUAUCUGACUCAGUAUCAGAGACAAGACAAAUCGAUCAUUUUGGAACUUAAAAGUAUGAUUCGAGUUGCAAUAAUCGAUUUGAGAUUCGUGAUUUUGAGUUUGUGCAUUUUGUUUCAAAUCCUAAUUUCCAUUCUAAUGCUCGACUCUUUUUUUGUUUGUUGAUAAUACUGUAAAGGAAGUAUCUCAAAGGCAAAUAAAGUCUCUCUUGUGCAAACUACCUCUUUGAAUCUCCCAACUUGAUUUUAAAAUCUCUAGAUAUAAUCAACAUUCCCAGAAUUAAGAAAGCAGAGAUCAGAAGAACAAAGCUUGAAGCUUUGAAAGCGUUUCGCAACAAAUUCAUUCAUUAUGUUUCAACUAAAACAACCAGUGAGAAUCCAUGGAAAUUUCAGAGCAACGAGCUCAGAAUUAGCUACCCAAUUCAAUAACCACAAAAUUACAGAGAAAAAUCAGGUCUUGACCUGAUCAAUUCGUCUUUGGAUCCGGCAUGGGGAACAACCCACCAGCACCGGUAGCUCCUCUCGGCGGGGAGAAGCCCAAGAACUUCUGCAGAUUGGUCCUUAUGCUGAUGGAGCACAGAAGAUAAAGGAAAGCCAUGGUGCAAUCCGUGGAAUCGUCGCCUUUCAGUCCCCUGUGGCUCAUCUUCCUCACGAUCGUGAUCGGGUGGAAAGGAAGCUUCGCGACGACUUUCCCUUCGAAGAGCGAGUUCAACAGGCCGAACACCACAAAGAGAACCAGAGCCACGACGGCGCCCGAUUUGAACUUGAAGAGCGAGAGAUCCCUGCUCGACUCCUUCAGGCUGGUCUCCACGCGAUCUAUCUUCUUCGUCUUCGACUUCUUGAUGUUUAGCUUCGAGGAAGGAUUAUCGGUCUUCAUCGUCUCCAGCUUCUUCGAGGCCUUGUCAAUCGAAUAUUUCAGGGAUCGGUAGGAGCUCGUGCGGUAGAUUAGGAUCCACGAGAUUGCUUCGCAGACCAAGGCCGUGCAGAAGGAGAUUCCGACGACGGUAAGGCUAUCGGCGUACUUGAAAGAGGCGAAUAGCGGCAUCGCGGUCGCCAUUUCGCAAAAGACACACACAGCUUUGAUUUCCUAUACGGCGAUACGAUAUACAGUCUACUUUUAAAAUGUCACUGUUUUAGCUUAAUUUAAAACGGCAUAGCAUGCACUACUGAUGCCGUUUUACUAUAUGAAAAACGACACAC
Messenger RNA from Thlaspi arvense, 4392 nucleotides. NCBI's taxonomy places the organism in Eukaryota, Viridiplantae, Streptophyta, Magnoliopsida, Brassicales, Brassicaceae. The record is from the annotation of a GenBank genome assembly.